GAGAGAGAGAGAGAGAAGAGCAGAGUGCACAGCUCAGCUGAUAUGCAUCUGUGAUGUAGGUAGGCAUCCUGUCUGGUCCUCUCAGCUCUGCAGCUAGUGUAUAAAUAUGCACUUGCAGGCAUCCUCUCCUCACUGGCUGUGAAGAGCCUCGUUCAUUCAGGUCAUCAUCGUCUUUCCUGACUACCUGUGAAGAUUGAUCCUGGUCUCUCCACGGUGAUUGUGAAGGUUCUACUUCACCCAGGUCGUCGCAGGCUCAACUUGGAGUCUGAAGAUCCUCACAUGGUCCUGGUCAUCUCUUUCUGGUGAUCUGUGAAGACCCGCGUUCCUCUUACACUCUCCUUGCCUUAGUAUAUGAAGAAUAACAUUGUUCAUCAAAGUCUCCUCACUGGCUGUGAAGAUUGGUGUUCAUCAAAGUCAUCAUGGUCUCUCCUUGGUGACUGAAGGUUCUAAUUGGCCCAGGGGGAUCAUGGUCUGAAUCUGCAGGUCAGCUUAGCCUCACGUCAUCAUCGUGGUCAGAGAAGAUCCUCCUCUCCUCCUCUGUCUUGGUGUGUGAAGAUUCUCUCCUCCUCUCCUCCCGGUGUGGUCCUGCCGACGAGGCCCAAGAUGUUGGUUUGUCUCCUUAGUACAUCAGCACUGCUCAGCAGCAUGGUUGUGGGGGCAAUGCACGAGACAUCGGUGGUGCAAGUGAGCCAGGAGCCGCCCGUGGUCUCCCUGAUGCGUCUAAAUGCGUCCGCAGAGAUCAGCUGUUCCUACUCAGGCCUGCCAAAACCAGAAGGCCUCUCUCUGAGACAACGCUUUGGUGGGAAGGAAAUUAUGUUCAUGCAUAUAAAAAGCAACAAAGAGAUUGUGCAGCCACACUUCGACGGCCGGUUGACGAUCAGUGCUGAUCAUGGGGCUGGCGAUCGCCGCUGCCACUUCACCAUCCGCCUGGAACAGCUGCAGGUGACGGACACAGAUGGGUAUUACUGCCACUGGAAAGGCCUCGACGAACUGGGAAACGUGCAAGAAGAGAAGAGCAACUACACCCUCAUCAUAGUCCGCACUCGUGACCCUAGUGAGCCGUGUAGCAGCCCUAGUGACCCUAGUGACCCCCUGCCGCGCCUCUUCCUGGGGGUGAGUGGCCUGGUCUUCUGCCUGAUGCUCAUCACCUUCAUAGGGGCCGUCAUAUGGAGAUGCACACUGAGCACCGGCAGAUUUGAACCAGAAAGGAUGAGGCAGACCAAACCCCGUCAUCCUCCUCCUCCUCCUCCUCCUCAUCAUCAUCAUCAUCAUCCUCUUCCUGAGAACCGGCCUCUUCCUCUCCUGCCUCCACCACAGACCCAGCUUAAUCAUCACCACGACGACAGUCUUCAUCACAGUAGUCAUCAUCAAGCUGAUCAUCACAAUCACCAUCAUCAGAGCCAGAGUCAGAGCCAUCAUAGCACUCAUAACGGUCAUAGUCAUAAUGGUCAUCAAACUCAACACCCGCAAACUCAGCAUCCACAAACUUAUGACGAACCUCCUCAUCAUCAUGAUCCUCAGCAAAGCCAGCAUCCUCAUGCUCAUCCUCCUCCUCAUCGUGAAGACCAGUUUAAUCAUCAAAAUCAACGUCAGCAAAUUUAUGACCACCUUCCUCUUCAUCACCGCCAAAGUCUCCCUCUUCCUCAUCAUCCUCCUCAUCCUAAUCAUCAUCAUCAUCCUCAUCGUCAGACUGUAAAUCAUCAUCAUCAUCCUCAUCGUCAGACUGUGCAUCACCAUCCUCAUCAUCAUCCUCAUCAUCUUGAUAAGCAGCAGCUGCAUUCCACAAUUUCUUUCCCCUCGCCGCAUCAUCGAUCUUCUCAAGUCAAUCGCCAUUGACACACUGUGUUGGCCAGUCAUGCUAAAAGACAUACUGAGCCUUCUACUUGAUCAUACUGUACUGUUAACACCAGACCAUUGACCAUUCUCCGCACUGUGCACUGUGUACUGAGAUACAGAGCACUUUCUGCCCUCAUGUAACAGCAAAAUUUGAGUUUGAAG
This is a messenger RNA of Engraulis encrasicolus (European anchovy), 1998 nucleotides long. RefSeq lists its product as uncharacterized. The transcript is spliced from 5 exons. Gene Ontology annotation, biological process: adaptive immune response. The record is from RefSeq and is a predicted model, not a curated record. Gene Ontology annotation, molecular function: signaling receptor activity. Bases 604 to 1836 code for a protein of 410 amino acids. Gene Ontology annotation, cellular component: membrane. NCBI's taxonomy places the organism in Eukaryota, Metazoa, Chordata, Actinopteri, Clupeiformes, Engraulidae.